AUGAAAUGGUCAUUAAUUUGCAGUAAAUUGGCAAAUAGUUAUUUUCACCGAUUAUUAUGGGUAACACUAUUUUCUAUAUUGGUAACCGCCGAAACUUCAAAUAUUCCAACAUCCAAUCAAAUAUUAUUAAAAGAAGACAUAUCCUUUCCAAAUAGUUCAACCAGCGAUAUAGAACGAUUGAAGGAUCAUUUAAACAUUUUGAAAUUCGUUUUACCUUUAGGUGGAGAUCAUGAUAAAAUUGAAAACCUUAAAGAGGAAGUAGGGUCGGAAACUGAUUUUAACGAAUAUGUGAAUCGUGCAAAUAUAGAAGUGCAUUAUCAAAACAUCAGCAAAAGCAAUGAAGUUAGAAAUUCAUCACAAUUGAUACCUAGUAGAUCAUUGGUACAAAUUAAUUCACAUUUGCCAUAUAUGCCCAAAUCAUCAAUAAUAGCUUCUGAUCAAUCUGUCAAUAUUCCGGAAGAGUCAACAGGAGUCGAAGUAACAUCCACUUUAGCAGAUUUAACCACUUUAUCGAGUAUCAUCACAUCGAGAGAAGAAUCAAUAACAACUACAACCACAAGCUCUAUAGUAAAAGUUACAGAAACUGUAACCCAUUUUGUAACUUUAACUACUAAGGAGAUAUUUUCAUUGCCCGUUAUAGAGACCACCAGCUUAAUUUCAGAUUCAUAUUCAGUUUCAGAUUCGGUUUUGGAUACUGAACUGAUAAUCUACAGUUCUACUGACAUAAUCACUAGCUCUAGUAGUGAAAUAGCAACAUCGACUGUAGCUCACACGGCUCCUCAUGAAACCAAUGUGAGCCAACAUGAUUUUGAAAAACUUGCAAGUCUAAUUCAUGAUUUGAGGAAUGAGGUUAUUGAACAAAAGAUCAUCAACCAGGUUCAAUCUUUACUAAUUUCUUCAGCAAAUAAUAGUCCAAAGACCUCAUAUAUUACCAUGGAUUCUCCAACCUCUUCAUUGGAGAUAAAAGAUGUUAGUUCUGCAACAGAAAGCCAAGAAGUAGUUUUCACUGAGACUUGGUCGAAUCCAAAUAUUUUGGCUAUUUCUACAAGUUUAUCACAAAUAAGCUCCACACCUUCUCACGUUGAACCAGUAGGUAGUCAAGUAAACAUAAAUCAUGAAGGAAAAUCAGGAAAGGAUUUAUUAAACCUGAAGUUACCAUCAUAUAAAGUAGAUAUCACUCCUCAGUUUCAAUUUCACGAAAAAAAGUUAGAUAAGUUACCACCAACUGUUCCAUAUUCCAAGCCUAAGAAUUAUUUUGCUAUUCUACCAGUUUCAUCUGGAGGGGAAGAAAGUGUGCUUUCAUAUAUUACUUCUGAGACCAAUACAUUGUCCAAUAUAGCUUUACAGACUACAUCUUUAGAAGAAUCUAAGAGUACAUCAGUACUUGAUAUUUUGAAUAUUCCUCAACUAGACGAUGAAGAGAUGAAUGAUUAUGUAAAACGGAUAUAUUCAGCAUUAAAAAAAGUUGUAGAACCGGAAUAUGAAUUUAAAACUGAAUUUAAUGAUACAUCAACUCCGAUAAAUUUAAAAUUUGAUAGAUCCACAAUAAAAAAGGAAACAGAAAACAAUAGUGAAGAGUCAGAUCCUAACGUAUCACAUAAUUCAACUGGUACAGUAUUGCCUCACAAUGAACCAUAUAAAAUAUUCCAUGUACCUAAAGAGAUGCAGCAUGAAGUCAUCAGUAGUGCAUUCAAAACAUUUGCAACUCCGGAGGAAAUCACGGCUUCAUAUUCAAGACUUAGAAAAACCUCUAUAGAAUCAUCAUCUCCAGGUUCUUCUCAAAGUCAUCAGAGAACUAGAAGUAAGUCUUCCAUUGAUUUUAAUGUAUUUGAAGCAACUACAAAAGAAAGUGUGGGAUCUAAUUUCAUAUUUUCCGCCCCAUCUUACACUGCUAUAGUAAUUCUCAUAGCACUUAGUAUAACAUGGAUAUAA
This is a messenger RNA of Scheffersomyces amazonensis, 1932 nucleotides long. RefSeq names its product Pga27p (gene PGA27). The record is from RefSeq and is a predicted model, not a curated record. Lineage: Eukaryota; Fungi; Ascomycota; Pichiomycetes; Serinales; Debaryomycetaceae. The coding region runs from base 1 to 1932 and encodes 643 amino acids. The transcript has a single exon.